Messenger RNA from Gossypium raimondii (Peruvian cotton), 525 nucleotides. RefSeq lists its product as uncharacterized. NCBI's taxonomy places the organism in Eukaryota, Viridiplantae, Streptophyta, Magnoliopsida, Malvales, Malvaceae. The record is from RefSeq and is a predicted model, not a curated record. The transcript has a single exon. The coding region runs from base 1 to 525 and encodes 174 amino acids.
AUGUCUGAACCAGAUCCUACGGCUGGCCGUACAAUCAUAUGGAUCAUCACGUUCCUUUUGUUAAUUUCUAUUGUUGCUGGAGGUGGCUGCCUUUUGACCUACUUGCUCGUUCCUAAUUCUCAAUCCUCGAUUUUCCUUCCAACUAUUGGCUUUACCCUGGUUUGCAUGCCUUGGAUAUUUUGGAUCAUAAUAGUAGUAUAUCGGUUCACAUCAAGGGUCUUUGGAUUCAGGAUGGUAAUUGAUAGCUUGUAUGGUAAUGGUAAUGCUGCACCCAAAAGUUCUGGCGACGGUGUCGGAGCCAAUGAUAUUGGUGGAGCACAAAUUCUUGAUGUUAGUGCCAAGUCUCCACCAAAUUCUCCCAAGACUAAUGGAAAGCCCUCUCAAAUUGGUGCGGCUAAAAAUGUUGAUAUUGGUCAAGAAAAUAGUACCAGGAGAGAUGGUAGCUAUUCUUCAAACAAGUCAAAUCAUAUAUCUACUACUUCACGUGAAAUUGAAAAGCCAUUGGUCUUAUCAAUGCCGUCGUGA